CGGUGCAACCGGCUAUUCUCGUAACAUGCUUCAGAGCAUUUCAGUUGCCUGUUUCAAAACGUCAUCUUAGGUGAUCGUUUGUUCACGAAAAUAAUUUCUGUAAAUACGGUUCACCACCGACUAAAGGUGGUGAUGAAAAGAAAGCAUUUGCAGUAAUGGCGUCGGCAUUGGAGCAAUUUGUAAAUAACGUGCGGACGUUCUCGAAACAAGGUAAUUUUAGAGAACUGUCUGAGAUAAUAACUAAAAGUACAGAUGUUUUAAUAAAAAAUGGACAACAUUUAGAUAAUGUUUUGGAAACAUUAAAUCUGCAAGAGCACUCAUUAGGAAUUUUGGCAGUAUUGUGUGUGAAAUUUUCAUUGUCUAAUCCUAAUGGUGCAAACAAUGCUGAUGCUUAUAAACCACUAUUUAAUCAGGUUCAAGAAUUUAUCAUUGGUUGUAAUGGAGAACAAGUUAGAUUUGCUUCUGAUAUAUAUGCAGAAUUAUGUCACAUAUUUACUCAAACACUGGUUGAACUACAAAUACCAUUGCGUGGUAUUGAAUUAUUGUGCCGUGCAAUACGUAAAAUACAAUUAUUUGAUAGCCAACUUACAUCAAUACAUGCUGAUCUUUGUCAACUAUGUCUUCUUUCUAAAUGUUUCAAGCCAGCACUUGAAUUUCUGGAUAUAGAUGUUACUGGUAUCAGCCAAGAAGAAGGACAAUUUGAUUCGAAAUACUUUUUACUUUAUUAUUAUUAUGGUGGUAUGAUAUACACAGCACUAAAGAAUUAUGAUAGAGCAUUAUACUUUUUUGAAGUGUGCGUAACAACACCUGCCAUGGUAGUUAGUUACAUUAUGUUAGAAGCCUACAAGAAGUUUAUUCUGGUCUCUUUAAUUUGGAAUGGGGCAGUCUUAAGCCUACCUAGGUACACAAGUCAAGUGGUGUAUAGGUACAUGAAGCCACUGGGUCAGCAUUAUCAAGAAUUGGCUAUUGCUUACGAGAGGAAUAGUUGUGAGGAGGUACAGAAAAUUAUCACCAAAUAUCAACCUCUGUUCACAAGAGACCACAAUAUGGGGCUGGUGAAACAAGUGCUCAGCUAUUUAUACAAGAAAAACAUACAAAGGUUGACAAAAACUUUUUUGACUCUUAGCUUAAGUGAUGUGGCUAGUAGGGUUCGUUUGUCUGGACCUGCUGAUGCAGAAAAAUACAUAUUAAACAUGAUAGAGGAUGGUGAAAUUUUUGCAACAAUCAAUCAAAAAGAUGGUAUGGUAGUGUUUCAUGAUGAUCCAGAGAAAUACAAUUCACCACAGAUGUUGGCAAAAUUAGAAAAGGAAAUGGCAGCAUGCAUGGAAUUGGAUAAACGAGUUCUUGAAAUGGAGGAAGAAGUUGUUCUCACACCACAGUAUGUUCGAAAAGUUUGUGGACAAAAUGAUCAAGAUGAUCAGACAGCUCCAACAAAUGUAACAAAUGUGCAAGGUCAAUCUAAACAUAGCACCUAUUCCAUGUAACAUAUACACGUCGUUGUGCGUUAUCUUUAUUAAAAAAGAGAAAAAAGAAUGAAGCGAAUCUUGUUAAAAGCGUGGUCUUAAACACUUA
This is a messenger RNA of Eufriesea mexicana, 1572 nucleotides long. It is a transcript of the gene CSN3, whose product is annotated as COP9 signalosome subunit 3. NCBI's taxonomy places the organism in Eukaryota, Metazoa, Arthropoda, Insecta, Hymenoptera, Apidae. The transcript has 4 exons. Gene Ontology annotation, cellular component: COP9 signalosome. The record is from RefSeq and is a predicted model, not a curated record. Gene Ontology annotation, biological process: ubiquitin-dependent protein catabolic process. The coding region runs from base 156 to 1484 and encodes 442 amino acids.